AUGAGUAAUAAAAGAUCACCAUUUCUAUAUCCGGGAGCAAUUUCGUCUUCAGAUCAAUUGGCAAUCUUACACUUAAAAAGAGAUCUCCAAACUCCAACAAUUCUCAAGAGCACCGACGAAAAGGAUGAGGGAUACGCAGAGGGAAAGGUGACGAACACUCGAUUUGGAUCUUUUCCGCACACAACGUUGAUUGGAAUACCAUGGGGAACUCAAGUACUUGCAUCCAAAGUUGAUACCGGAUCUAGAGGGCGAAGAGGUGACAAAAAACGAAAGCGAGACGAUGUAGAAGCUGUCGAGACCCUGAAAACCGAAGAAGUUACCACAGAAAAUGCAGAAGAUGGAUCGCCAACGCCUACGAGCACCAAAGAGAUGACGGAGGCUGUAGCUGCUGGAAGUGGAUUCAUACAUUUCCUGCCCCCUACACCUGAAAAUUGGACCAAUUCAUUACCACAUCGAACGCAAGUUGUUUACACGCCUGAUUACAGUUAUAUUUUACAUCGUAUACGCGCAAGACCGGGAACAAGUAUAAUUGAAGCCGGAGCUGGUAGUGGAUCCUUCACACAUGCAUCUACAAGAGCUGUAUUUAAUGGAUAUCCUGAUGAACAUACAACAAAGAAGCGCAAGUUGGGCAAAGUCUGGAGUUUCGAAUUUCAUGAACCGAGACAUGCAAAAUUAGUUGAGGAAUUGCAAGAGCAUGGAUUGGAUGAACUUGUGGAAAUCACACAUCGAGAUGUUUGUGAAGGGGGAUUCUUAGUUGAUGGAAAAAGUCCAAAGGCUGAAUCUAUAUUUCUGGACUUACCUGCUCCAUGGUUAGCGCUCCCACAUCUUACUCGAUCUCCUCCGCCUCCUAUCAAGAACCCUAACGGCGAACUGUCUCCAACGAAGCCCAUCACCGAACCAUUCAUUUCUGCUCUCAAUCCAGAAGCACCAGUUCAUCUAUGCACUUUCUCCCCCUGUAUCGAACAAGUUCAACGGACUAUAUCUGUUAUGCGACAACUUGGCUGGGUCGAUAUUGAGAUGGUAGAAUUGUCAGCAAAGCGAUUUGAAAUCCGGCGAGAACGAAUAGGUAUCGAUAACGGAGUACAAAGAGGUCUGCAAACUACACCAGCCAAUGUCGAGGAAGCCGUGAGUCGGUUAUUAGAAGUUGAAAUCGGACAUCAAACUUUCCACAAGAAAGGUGAUGCUCCAGACAAAAUGCCAAGACAAAAUCCAAAUACUAGGGAAACAUUGAUAAAAAGUUUGGUCGAGGGCAAGAUUUAUAAGGAAGGAAAAUUGAUACACAAGACAGAACCAGAGGUCAGGACUCACACUUCGUAUCUGGUGUUUGCAGUGUUGCCGAGGGAGUGGAGUGAAGAGGAUGAAAGAAAGGCAAGACAAAAGUGGCAGGUGAACUUUAAUGGCGAGACGGAGACUAAUACCACAAAACAAGUUGAGCUGCCUAUGAGCAAGAGACAAAUGAAAAAAGCCGCGAGAGCCAGCCAUAUCAAACCAGAGGCCGCUGCUGCUCCGCAGGCUGGUGAUGGUGUAGGAUCUGCAAAUGGGGCGACUGGACCAGUCGAAGAGAAGACUGGAGAAAAGCCGGAGGCAUAG
Molecule: messenger RNA, 1590 nt
Organism: Botrytis fragariae
Lineage: Eukaryota; Fungi; Ascomycota; Leotiomycetes; Helotiales; Sclerotiniaceae
Product: putative trna methyltransferase subunit protein
Exons: 1
Coding region: 1-1590 (529 amino acids)
Biological process (GO): tRNA methylation
Cellular component (GO): nucleus; tRNA (m1A) methyltransferase complex
Source: RefSeq, a predicted model, not a curated record